Molecule: messenger RNA, 528 nt
Organism: Corylus avellana
Lineage: Eukaryota; Viridiplantae; Streptophyta; Magnoliopsida; Fagales; Betulaceae
Source: RefSeq, a predicted model, not a curated record
AUGUCCCCAUAUCGAUUGGUUUUUGGGAAAGCUUGUCAUCUACCAGUAGAGUUGGAGCACAAAGCAUAUUGGGCCAUUAAGAAGUUCAACUUCGACAUGCACCAAGCUGGUGACAAGAGGAAACUACAACUGAAUGAACUAGAGGAAUUAUGGCAUGAUGCUUAUGAGAGUGCAAAGCUCUACAAGGAAAGAACCAAGGCAUACCAUGACAAGCUACUGGUCAGGAAAGAAUUUCAUGAAGGACAAAAGGUAUUAAUCUAUUAUUCCAGAUUGAGACUGUUCCCUGGAAAACUUAAGUCAAGAUGGUUUGGUCCCUGUAUGGUCACCAAAGUGUUUCCUUAUGGAGCUGUGGAGGUCUAUAGUCCACAAAAAUGUCAAUCAUUCAAGGUGAAUGGACACAUAGUGAAGCCAUACAUUGAAAAGAAUUUUCCACCUCGAGAUCAAAAUUUGGCAUCACAAGAUUUGGAACUCCAGGCUGCCCAAUAUGUAGCACAACCAUUUGGAGCAUCUACCUCUGGGCAACACUGA